Molecule: messenger RNA, 906 nt
Organism: Aedes aegypti (yellow fever mosquito)
Lineage: Eukaryota; Metazoa; Arthropoda; Insecta; Diptera; Culicidae
Exons: 2
Coding region: 110-835 (241 amino acids)
Source: RefSeq, a predicted model, not a curated record
UCUAUCCAAUAAGAAAUAAAUACGAACCAUUUGCAAACAAAAUAUAAGUUGUUAUACUUUCGAUCGGUAAUUGUUUAUCUGUUCAUUUUAGACUUAUAACGCAACGGCAAUGGAAGCCUCGUCUUCGAUGAUCCCAAUGGAGGAUGAUUCGGACUGCGAUCGAGUCGAUACCACAACCAAAGAGUCCGAUAGGAAGAAAAGUUCAAUCCCAUCUAACAACCGAACCUUUCGCCGUCAUCUGGAUGCGGCCUUCCAGAAGCAUGGUUCGCAAUUACCGGACCAGAUUGUGGGUUCACACUACAUUACCAAUUGUAAGCAGUCCGAGGUGGAGCAGUAUGUGAACGAGUUCGCCACCAAAUCCGAGGAAUGUGUCUAUCAGAAGCUGCAAGACUGUGAGGAUUUCGUGCGGGUCACCAACUGGUGUGAAGUGAUGCAUUCGGCUGGUAUGAGGAACUCGAGCAAUAGAGAGCUUCCGCUGGUGCUGAAAACUUUUGCUGCGACCGAACGUUUUCCGGAACCGAGUCAGGCCAAAGGGGUUGAUUUUAAACUGCUGUAUUUGAACCUUUCGAACAUGAUGCUGGGGCAUCCGGUGCAGGAGAUGAACGCCGCAACAGCCAAAGUGCUGAAAGAUGCCUAUGAGGACCUAUUGGCAGAAACAAAAAGGACCGACAACAGAGAAAACACAGCUCUGAUUCGUCCACCUAGUUUCCUCGCGCCGAAACCGUCCUCAGCCGAAAAUCUCACCCAUGAUGGACCGGGUGCGUUCUUCACCGAUCGCAAUUUGAAUCCGCUGCAGAUACCGUUCGACAAACUCUUCCAAAUGGCUCGAAACUGAACGAAGUAUUGUUUUCUUUCAUUGUUAUUGAAUUAAAAGACUGACUACUGAAUAAACCAUUAAAUUCUCAA